Molecule: messenger RNA, 1386 nt
Organism: Cornus florida
Lineage: Eukaryota; Viridiplantae; Streptophyta; Magnoliopsida; Cornales; Cornaceae
Product: F-box/FBD/LRR-repeat protein At4g00160-like
Exons: 4
Coding region: 1-1386 (461 amino acids)
Molecular function (GO): protein binding
Source: RefSeq, a predicted model, not a curated record
AUGGAGAAAACCAACAGACCCACUUCAAUUUUUGCUGAAGACGCAAGUGAGAAGGUAGAUAAAGGAGGGUUGUGUUUGGAUGAUCACAUUAAUGGACUUCCUGAUGUUGUCCUUGUUUCAAUCUUGUCACUGUUGACAAUGAAAGAAGCUGCAAGAACUAGUGUUCUUUCAAAGAGAUGGAGGUAUUUGUGGACUCACAUUACUAUUUUGAACUUUGAUGCCCCACAUCUUAUAGAUGGUAUUCUACUGGGAGAUAAGGAAGUUAAAGUAGAAAGACCUUUGUUUUUGAGUUGGGUUAAUCAAGUCUUGAAAUCGUACAAUGGUCUAAGUGUGGAUGAAUUUAGAGUUAAAUUUGAUCUUGAUGAAAGUUGUAGCUUUGAUGUUGACAAUUGGGUUAACUUUGCAAUAGAAAAGAGAGUUAAAAGGCUUAAGCUAGAAUUGUCAGAAAUUUGGGGAAACUCAACGGGUUAUAAUUUUCCAGACACGGGUCGUAUUACAAGUCACCUGCAUUCAUUGUCUCUUGGGCUUACUUAUUGGAACUCCCUAACCGAUCUCCGGCUGGCACACGUGAAUAUAACUGGACAAGUUCUCGAAUACUUCUUAAGUAACUGUACAUUUUUAGAACAAUUGUCUGUGCAAAAAUCUGACGAUCUGGUAAAUCUAAAAGUUCCUAAUACAUCACUCAAAUUGAAGCGAUUGGAGAUUUCUCACUGCUUCUAUGUGGAAAGUAUUGAGAUUUUUGCAAUGAAUCUCAGGUCAUUUAAAUACUUCGGACCAAAAAUAAACCAGCCAUUUAAAAGCGUCCCGUGGCCUGUUGAAAUGUAUAUAGGGGGUGACUACAGCGAAGAACUACUUCAUAACUUUUUGGAGAUUUCAAGCCAUCUUUCUCAACUAGAGAGCCUUACGUUGCAUUUGAUCCAGUUCACCUCCAUCUUUGAGAUGAAUAUUGUCAAGUUUCCUAAAUUUCCUGUAUUUAAUAAGCUCAAGCAACUGGAGUUGAUAAUUAGUGCAGAUGAUGAACAAAACCUUAUUGUUUAUACUCCCCUAAUAGAGGCGUGUCCUUUCUUGCGUAAAUUUGUGUUGGAGCUUACAGGGGCCAGGUACAAAGUUUAUAGAAAAUGGCAAAGGGUUAAAUUUUGGCCCCAUCAGCACCUUAAGGAGGUGGAAUUUAUUGGGUUCGUUGGGCGGAUGAUUGAUGUUGAGCUUGCCAUGUAUCUAAUUAAGGGUGCUGUCAAGCUUGAGAAGAUUACUUUUGAUUCUCGCAAUCCAGAUUAUAUAGGAACCCCAUGGGAGUUUUUGGACACCAAGCAGAGAAAAAAAGCUAGAAAGCGCGCCGAAAAGCUUGGAACCAAACUUUCUGCUGAAGUAGCUUUGGUUAUCCUAUAA